CAGGAGCGGCCCAGAUGAAGAUGAGGAAUUGAGUCAAAUGCUUUUCCAGCGCGGGUCGCGUAGAAAACAAAAAAAAGCAAGGCUGGGGCGUGACUGACUGCCCGGGCUAUUUAACGCCACCGCAUGAUGUAAUGCUGUUCGCGGAAGACUGGGCGGCGAUCAGCGACCAGCGGUCAAAACCGGCGGUGUCCCUGAUAAGCUCUGCUGAAAAUCCUUCUUCUACCCCCUAAGCUCGCCUCUCUCCUCCAUCCCAAUUCCUCUCCCUCAUCACAAUGCCUCCCCUCAAGCUCAACAGCAAGAACCUGUCGCAAAUCGCUGCGGCAGGCGCCGCUCGCGUCCGCGUCCCAACCUACCGGCGCGGUCCUGCCGUCAAGGAGGGCAUCGUUCACAUCGGAGUGGGCGGUUUCCAUCGGGCGCAUCUGGCUGUCUACGUCGACCAGUUGAUGCAGAAGCAUGGCGUGACCGACUACGCUAUCUGCGGUGUCGGCCUCCAGCCCUUCGACGCGACCAUGCGCGACGCCCUGGCAUCCCAGGAUCACCUCUACACUGUCAUUGAGCGUUCUGCCAAGGGCAGCUUUGCUCACGUCGUCGGAUGUAUCAACUCCUACCUUUUCGCCCCCGAUAACCGCGAGGCCGUCAUCGCCAAGAUGGCCCAUCCCGAUACCCGCAUCGUCUCCCUCACCAUCACCGAGAGCGGUUACUACUACAACGAGAACACUCACGAGCUGCAGAGCGGCCACCCUGACAUCCAAUUCGACCUUGACCCCGUCAACGAGACCUCCCCACGCACCACCUUCGGUUUCCUCUACGCCGCCCUCGCUCGUCGCCACCAGCAGGGUCUCAUGCCCUUCACCGUUAUGUCCUGCGAUAACAUGCAGAAGAACGGUUCCAUCACCCGCCACAUGCUCGAAUCGUUUGCCCGUCUGCGUAACCCCGAGGUGGCCGAGUGGAUCACCGAAAAGGGUGCCUUCCCCAACGCCAUGGUUGACCGUAUUACCCCCCAGACAUCUCCCGCCGACAAACAAGCUCUCGCAGACAACCAGGGUAUCGAGGACUCGUGGCCAGUGGUCACAGAGCCCUUCAUGCAGUGGGUGAUCGAGGACCAGUUCUCCGAUGGCCGCCCGCCUUUCGAGAAGGUCGGCGUCCAGGUCGUCAAGGAUGUCCACGCCGUCGAGCAGUUCGAGAAGCACAAGCUGCGUCUUCUCAACGGCAGUCACUCGGCUCUGGGCUACCCCGGUCAGCUGGCAGGCUUCAACUACGUUCACGAGGUGAUGGAGAACCCUCUCUUCAACAAGUUCGUCUGGCAGAUGAUGCAAGAGGAAGUCAAGCCAUCCUUGCCGGAAAUCCCGGGUGUCGACAUCGAUGAGUACUGCAAGACCCUCAUGGAACGUUUCUCCAACCCCACCAUCAUGGACCAGCUGCCCCGUAUCUGUCUCAACGCAUCCGGCAAGAUCCCCCAGUUCAUCAUGCCGUCCAUUGCCGAGGCCAUCUGGGUGAAUGGCCCUCUUCGCCGCCUGUGCUUCGUCGCUGCCGCUUGGUUCCGCUACGUCAACGGCAUUGACGACCACGGCAAGCCCUUCAAGGUCGACGACCCAAUGGUCGAGGAGCUCCAGGCCAAGGCUCGCGCCGGCGGCACCAACCCCGCCGAACUGCUCAGCAUCAAGAGUCUGUUCGGUGACGACUUGCGCAACGACCCGCGGUUCCUCAAGGAGAUCACUUCCGCGAUGGAGGACAUUGCCCGGGACGGCAUCCUGAAGACUCUUCCCAAGUACAUUGACUAAUUUACGACUUGGAACGACUUCAUCAAAAAAGGGACUAUUCAUGUACGGGGCGAUGGUUAUAUGUGUGUUUAUAUGCGUCAUGCGGGAGUGUUUUAUGAAAAGCAUGUACAAGGAUAGAUAAUGAUAGAUUGGUUUAAUAUUCACGUCACUGACUGAGAUGGUUCGCGAAUAACAUUCCAAUCUUUACCUGGUGAGAUCUAGUAAUUCCUGUGCACCCAUCGUAAUCAAGCUUCGAUACUACCCCUACCUACCCCGCUUAUUGGUUGGGAGUUAUACCCUGGUCCGUGUCGGUGCUCGGAUC
Messenger RNA from Aspergillus sclerotioniger CBS 115572, 2082 nucleotides. RefSeq names its product mannitol dehydrogenase family protein. NCBI's taxonomy places the organism in Eukaryota, Fungi, Ascomycota, Eurotiomycetes, Eurotiales, Aspergillaceae. The coding region runs from base 273 to 1781 and encodes 502 amino acids. Gene Ontology annotation, molecular function: mannitol dehydrogenase activity. The transcript has a single exon. The record is from RefSeq and is a predicted model, not a curated record.